GUUUGCGGAUCAAUUUGGCACCCGACCUGCCUUAAUUCUCUCCUGUGCAUCUGGAAGUGCCUUCUUCCUGCUCACGUCCAUCUCCACCAGCAUCCCCCUCCUCUUCCUCUCCAGGCUGCCAGCAGUGUUCAUGCAUGGGCUACCAGGUGCUCAGAAGGUUAUUGCAGACCUGACUACUCCUUCCCAACGUGCUGAUGCUUUGGGAAAGAUGGGUCUUUGCUUUGGAAUAAGCAUCAUCAUUGGUUCUGCCCUGGGAGGUGUCCUCUCCACCAAAUUCGGCCUUUUUGUUCCUACAUAUGUCGGGCUGGUGGGAAAUCUCAUAAAUACUGUGAUAGCAAUGGUUGGGAUCCCUUUGCAGGCUAAACCAAAGUCAGACCAUCGUGUGGCAGAGCAUGGCACAUCACAGUCUGGCAGCGUGUUUAGCAUCAGAGAAAUCCUACGCCUGAUGAAGUUUCCAGGAGUCAUGGAAGUUUUCAUAGUCAAGGUUUUUUCUGGACUUCCCAUAGGCUUGUUCCUGAUUAUGUUUUCUAUCAUCUCUAUGGAUUUCUUUGGCCUGGAAGCAGUGGAGUCUGGAUACCUGAUGUCAUAUUUUGGUGUCCUUCAAAUGGUUGUCCAGGGUCUGGUUGUUGGAAAACUCACUAACCACUGGACGGAGGGGACCCUGCUCAGGCUCAGCGUCUUUGUCUUCGCUGGCGUGGGCCUCGGCAUGGCCCUGAUGAGGACCGUAUGGCACUACUGCAUUGUUGCAGUGCCACUGGUGUUUGCCUUCAGCACACUGGGCACCGUCACCGACAGCAUCCUCACCAAGGCCGUCCCCUCCUCUGACACCGGUACUAUGCUUGGGAUUUGUGCCUCGGUGCAGCCCUUGACCCGGACCGUGGGCCCAGCCAUCGGUGGAGUUUUAUACAAACAAUUUGGUGUCUCCUCCUUUGGCUAUUUACAGUUAAUUGUCAAUAUUGGAUUGUUUGUUUAUCUCUUAAAGAGUAAAAUCCUGCUGAGAGAGAUGAAAAGCCACUAA
This is a messenger RNA of Antrostomus carolinensis (chuck-will's-widow), 1018 nucleotides long. RefSeq names its product solute carrier family 67 member 1 (gene SLC67A1). The record is from RefSeq and is a predicted model, not a curated record. Gene Ontology annotation, cellular component: nuclear envelope. The transcript is spliced from 8 exons. Gene Ontology annotation, biological process: transmembrane transport. The annotation marks the transcript as partial. NCBI's taxonomy places the organism in Eukaryota, Metazoa, Chordata, Aves, Caprimulgiformes, Caprimulgidae. Gene Ontology annotation, molecular function: transmembrane transporter activity.